Messenger RNA from Chlamydomonas reinhardtii, 33085 nucleotides. RefSeq lists its product as uncharacterized. Gene Ontology annotation, biological process: ribosomal large subunit assembly; rRNA processing. The transcript is spliced from 38 exons. Gene Ontology annotation, cellular component: preribosome, large subunit precursor. NCBI's taxonomy places the organism in Eukaryota, Viridiplantae, Chlorophyta, Chlorophyceae, Chlamydomonadales, Chlamydomonadaceae. Bases 245 to 32125 code for a protein of 10626 amino acids. Gene Ontology annotation, molecular function: ATP binding; ATP hydrolysis activity. The record is from RefSeq and is a predicted model, not a curated record.
UAUACAUCACGUCGCUAAAUACACAGCAGCUCAAUCCACAGCAGCUGCCGUCUGGCCAGCUCGGAAGCUGUUCUUAAAUCAGACUUUGCGAGGGACGCAUAGCCUACAUUUGAAUUUUGCUGGAGUGCAUCAUGCGGCGCCCGGCUACCUCGUUUCCUGCUCGAGCUGUUGUGAGGUCAACGCUGGCCAUGUGGUGCUGUGUGCUGUCGCAAUUUGCCCUCACCAGCACACAGAUCAGCCGAUCAUGGAGAGGAAAUAUGGUACUGCAAUCUGGAACGCUCACGAGGCGCUGCAGGAGUUUCUGGGCGUUUGCGAGCGCAAGCCGGCUCAGCUGCAGUCCGCCUCGCGGGAAGCAUGCGCUGCCUUGCUGCGCUUGUGCGCUAUCACAGGCGAGCCAAGCGGCGCUGUCGCCGCCAGCGCUGGCAGCAGCGGCUUGCCUCUCCCGGAGGAGGGCCUCCAGUGCAUCCUGGAGGUCAUCAUCAAACCAGCAGCCGCGCGCGUUCUGGACCCAACACUGCCAGGUGCAGCGGCGGCAGCCGGCACAGCAGACACACGCCGCCGCGCCGCCGCCGUCACGGAGGUGCAGCUGGCCUUUGUGGAGCUGGUGCGCUGGCUGCACCGCUCCUCCCGCGCGCUGGCGGGGCACGACGCCGUCAUGGGCAAGACCAUGGCCAUCAUAGCUCAGCUGGUGGAGUACCCCUACUGGUACGGCCUGCUGGACAAGUCGAACAAGGAGGACUAUGAGGCGCGCAAGGCAGCGAAGAAGGAGCUCACCAAGCGGCUGGCGGUGCCACCGCCGGAUAAGCACCCUCUGGCGCGCAAGCACAAAACGCUCGUACCCGCCGCCAGCGCCGAGGGCACAGCAGGAGCCGCAGCUGGCAGCAGCAGCAGCAGCAACAGGAGCAGCGGGCCAGUCCACUUCUUCCCGCACCUCAUGGGCAAUUUGAUGGCGGUGCCGCGACAGCGCCCGGAGAGUCGCGCCGCCGCUGCCUGGCUGGCUGUUGAGCUGCUGCACUGCGCUGACCCCAAAGUCCAGGCCGCGCUGGCACCACCACCGCCUUCGCUUUCACCUUCCCCCGCAUCGGCAUUGGCGCCGCCGCCGCCCAGCCUGGGUGACCUGGACUGCUGGGCGCCGAUGUGGCGGAUGUGGCUCGACCCACAUGUGGCCGUGGCUGUGGGCGCCGGUAGCUUCCCGUUGCCGGCCGACCCAGAUGGACUACUGUACGGAGGCGAGGUAUUGCUGCCGAUGAGCGUGUCGGCAAAGCAGGAGGUCACAGUGACGUGGUCGGACGGCACAGAGACGCGCCAGCCAGCAGGGGCCGGCAGGCGCUUGGCGCGCGACGCCCAGGGGCUCGCCUGCUGGGGGGCGCUGGUGCAGGCGGCGCUGGGCGCGGUGCUGCAGGCCUCGCAACCAGCAGGCGCAGGCGCAGGCGCAGAGGGCAUUGCAGAGGCGCCCAUCCUGCGGAGCCUGGCGGCAGAGCUCGCCGCGCUGCCAACACCGCCGACCCAGAUCGGCGACAGUACGGCUGCUGCGGCGACAGGCAGUGACUCUGGUAGCCUGGAGAAGCCGGAGCAAGCGCAGCCUGCAGCCUUGGCCCGGGUUCGCCGGGAGCAUGUGCUCUCAGCCCUGGUCUCCUGCCUGCUGCCAUUCCUGAUGGGACAGCGCCCGGCCGUAGCUGCGCAUGUGCUGACGGGGUUGCUGCCCGCAGCCGCGCCGUGGCUUGCGGGGGAGGUGGCGACCCUUUAUGGGGAGAUAACCGAGGCAGCAGCGGCGCGGGUCUGUGGCCUAUCCGGCGCCAGCGUGCCAAUGCCAACGGUGCUGCUUCGCGCUCCAGCCGUUAUGCCAGAGGUAUCCGCGAUGAUGGAGCUGUGGGCGGCGCAGGGCGCCCCGUUCCACGACCAGUGGGUGCCGCGACUUCUUACUGCUCUUCUGGGGCCUUUGGCAACAGCGGAUGCGCAGCAGCACAGCGCAGCGACAGCCCCGGCGCCAGCCGCGCAUUCCAGCGUGUACGCGCUUCCGCUGCUGCUGCGGUCCGCGCUGCUGAGCCCCGCCAUUGCCCUGGGCUGCCUGACGGUGGAGGCUCUGGACAAGCUGGCGCGGCUCUGCAGCACCUGGUCCCCAUCUGCCUCAACAGCUGCUGCGGCCAUACCUGCAGCAGCCGCAGAGGAUGUUUGCCCCGCCGCCAUGCUGACGGAGCUGCUGUGUGCCAUCGCCGCCACCGCCGCGUCUGAUUCCGGCCCGCCGGUUCCCAAGGAGCACCGAGCCAAGGCCGUGGCAAUCCUGCUGCACGCGGUGUGCGCUACCGCCUCGGACCCAGCCGCCAGCAGCUCCGCUGCCGCGGGUGGCACCAACGCGGGCGCUGCGGGCAAGCAACAGUUGCUGGCGGCGGCGCUGGUCCAGGCGACGGCCGACAGGAGCGCAGUGGAGGAGUGGCAAGGCAGCCUACUGGCCCCCACCGCAUCUGGCCAGCAGUCCAGCGCUAGUGCAGCCACCGCCGCAGAAGAGGUGGCGGCUGUGCUGGCGACUGCGGCCGCUGCCGCGCUGGCGCCCGGCAGCUUUGGGGCCUCCAGCAUACACGGAGCCGCUGCCGCCGCAGCCGUGACCGGCGAGACCGCGACGCUGUUGUUACGUGCGUCGCGGGCACUGGCGGCGGGGCCCCUGGCGCUGUCUCUGCGCCGCGCCCUGGUCGCCUACAACCAGGCCGUGGCGCUGUCCUCCGUCCAGCACCUGCUGAAAGCUGCAAUUAUGGACCGCGCUAGCAUCAGUGCCGCUGCGGUGUCCGACCUCAUUGUGCCGCUCAUGAUGCAGCUGUGCGGCGCCGCCACGUUGCUUCCCUCCGCGGCCGUGGCGGCCUCGCCGCAUGUGCUGCUACCUCCUACAGUCCGGACGGCCGUGUUGCGCCUUCUCGCCCCCGAGCAGCUGCCGGCGGUGGUGGCGGCAGGCGCGUCGCUGGGUGGCGUGGAGCUGGAAGGCUGGGUAGCGGCAGUGCUGGCGUCUGCCUUGCCUGCCGCCGUCGACAACGGCGAGCGGUCACACCUGCCCGUGGGAAUGGCGGCAGCUGACUUCUUUGAUGCUGUAAUCCGCGGCUGCAGUGGCGAGCCAGGUGCUGGCGGGCUGGCCGGCACACGGGUGCCUGCCCAAGGUGCCGCGCCGCAUCUGGCGGCGAUGGCGCGUGUACUCUCGCACUGCCCCAGCCCCUGGAGCCCCUCCACCGGCUCACAAGCAUCGGCUGAUGCUGAUCAACACUUACCAGCAGAUACCAACAGCAACGGUGCCGGCAGCAGCUCUCGGUGGAGGUGCCUGGACAGCAGCCUGCCGGCGCUGGUGCGGCUGCGUGCCACGUCGACGUCACGGGACGUCCAGCGCAGCUGCUGUGAGCUGCUAGUGGUGCUGCUGCAGCUGGGCGAGAGCGAUCGGCAAGCGCUGAUGCGCCCGUGGAGCAGCGGAUGGAUGGCGCCCACAGCCGCUACUGCAGCCGGAGCGAAGUGCGCCCCCAGCAGUGGUGCGAACAGCGCAGCAGCCGGCGGCAGCUCUGCUCCCUUCCUGUGUGCCGAGAUUGGCCAGCGCAACCGUCAACUGCCCCCGGAGGUCCGCAGUGAGGAUUUCGAUCUGGCUCUCGCCACGCUUCAGGCGCAGAUGCUACAGCCGUCGGCCACGGCGCCAGCAACCGCUGCCCAGCAGGGAGGUACCGCAUCGUCGGCACGUGUGCCGUCCGACCUAACUCUCACGCCCACCACCCAGCGCAAUGUGCAGCUCAUCCGCGAGGCCGCGGAGUCGGGCGUUCCUCUGCUGCUGAGCGGCGACACGGGCGUGGGCAAGACCGCCACCGUGGCGCACGUGGCUGCCAGCCUGGGCCGCAAGCUGGUGCGCUUCAACCUCAGCUCCAAGGUGACGACGCAGGACCUGAUUGCACGGCCGCUGCUCAAGGCCAAGGCCAUUAACGGCAGCGUGCAGGGCGGCGGCCAGGAGGAGGAGCUGGUGAUGGAGCUGCAGCCCUUCGCCGCCGCCUUCAGCCAGGGCCACUGGCUGCUGCUAGACGAAGUUAACCUGGCGCCUGACCAAGUGCUGGCGGCGCUGGAGCUUCCGCUGGACCGCGGCGUGAUGGAGGUGGGCAGCGCCUCCGCGGGCGAGGCGGCGCAGGCGGGGGCCGACGCCACCAUCGUGCUCCGCCGCCACCCCGACUUCCGCCUCUUCGCGACACAGAAUCCAGGCGCAGGGCUGUUCAAGGACAAGCGCGAGCAGCUGUCGAGCUCCUUCCUGGGCCGCUUCCAGCCCGUCACGUUUCAGGCUUUGCCCGACGAGGAGUGGCAGACGGUGGUGAGCGCCCGCCUGCAGGCUGCGGGCGUGGCACCCGGCCUGAGUGAGGCGUGUGCGGGGGAGAUGGUCAAGGUGCACAACGCCCUGGCGGAGCUGCACCAGGGUGCCAGCGCCUUCGCCAAGACCACCAUCCGCGAGCUGCUGAGGUGGACGGACGCGGUCGCGCCGCGCCUGGCCACUGCCCCCGCUCCUGGCGGCGCAGCGCUGGCGCAGCUGCUCAGUGAGGCAGCAUACGUGGUCUACGUCUCACGUCUGCGCAGCGACGAGGCGCAGGCGGCGCUGGUGCGGGCGCUGCCGGACGCCGACCACGUCAGCCAGCUGUUCAUGUCGGGCUCGGGUCACGGCCUGGAGGUCAUCCUGCACGCGCUGUUCGGCAACAGCUGCACCAGCACCAGCAACCCCCAGCACGGCGCCAGCGAGGCCCAGCCGUCGGAGGAGGAGCGCGCGGCGCUGCUCAGCGCUGCGGCCAGCGCUCGGGAAGCGGCUGCGGCGCGGAUUGCAGCUGCAGGUGCGGCUGCGGAUGGCAACUUGCCCAGCCAGAACCAGCAAGCAGGACUGGUGGAGGCGUUGGCGCUGCUGGGGCAGGAGGUUGUGAUGGAGGGCGCACUGGUCGCGCACGUGACUGCGCGCACUCUUAUGCGAAAACCAGCCUUCCUGCGUGCAUACGGCGCGUACCGUGCCCCUGGCCGCCCACUGUGGCAGCAAUGGGUGGAGGAGGGAACGGCCGCGGCCGCCGCCAGAGCUGGAGCCCUCGCCCGUUCCAGCGGCGCCGACUGCGGCAUCAACCAGGCCGCAGUCCUCGCCAGCUUCUUUGACGCGGGGCUAAAGCUGUAUGCGCGGCAGCUCCGCGGCAAGACGGCGCGGCAGGAGCUUGUUUCGGUGUUCAGUGACGCGCUCGUGUCUGCCUGCAGCGCCGCCUGCCCCCUGGAUGUGGCCGAGUCGGGCGUCCCGCCGCUCAGCAUCGAGGCGCUGGCGGCCGAGCCCGGCGCGCAGAAGCCCUUCGCUAUCACGGCGCGUGUGCUGCGGAACUGGUCGCUCAUGCUGCCGGCCUUCGCAGCUGCCGAGCCGCUGCUGGUGACCGGCGCUGACGGUUGCGGCAAGAGUAGCUGCCUGCGGGCGCUGGCGCACCUCACCACGGCACUUCAGUACAUCAACCUUACCCCGGAGUCGGAGCCGAGCGAGCUCAUCGGCCAGUACCUGCCGGUAGAUGGAGCCGCAGCCAGCACUGCCGCUGCAGAUGACAACGGCGGCGGCAGCAUCCGCUGGUUCGACGGCGCCGCCACCCGCGCCUGCCGUGACGGCUGCUCGCUGUUGGUGGACAACCUGGGCGCGGCGGAGGCGACCGUACUCGAGCGCCUGAACCCGCUGCUGGAGCGGCCUCCGGUGCUGGUCCUCACCGAGCGCGGCGACGCCGAGCUGCUGGCUGUGCAGCCUGGCUUCCGCUUCAUGGCCACACUGACGCCGCCGCCGCAGCGGCACGGCGGUGCCACCGGUGUGGCCGGCGCGGGCGAGGAGCUGUCGCCGGCGCUGGUGAACCGGCUGUCGGUGGUGCACCUGCCGGACGUGAUGGACGCGUUCGAGCCGCACUUUGCGGCAGAGGUGCAGCAGAUCUGCGCGGUGCUGUGCGGCGGCAGCGACGGCGUGCGCUGGAGUGCGGACGGACCGCAGGCAGAUGCGGCGCUGGGCGCUGAGCUAUGCGUGCUGCUUCGUCGCCAGCUGCGCGGCGGCCAGGCGUCCUCGCUUGCGGCUGCGUUGGGCCCUGCGACACUGACCCUGGGCGUGCUAGUACGGCUAAUGGACCUGGCGUAUGCCUUGACCCUGCGGCACCGCGUGUGCUUCGCCCAGGCCCUGUGGCUGGCCUACUCCGCCACUCUAGGCGGGUCCGUGCUCUCCAACAAUGCCGGCAGCAUCUCAGCAAGCGGCGGUAUGCAGGCCCCCGACGCUGUGACGGCCGCUGUGCGCGAGCUGCUGCUGUCCAAGCUGCCGGCUGGAGAGCGCCACCUGCUGGACCCGGGCAUGCUGUUGUUUGGCAUGGCCUCGGAGGCAGCAGUGGCCACGGCAGGCGCCGCUGGCGCGACGGCCGCGGCGGAGCCGCUGGUGCUCCACCACCACGUGCUGACGCCGUCGCGCUGCGCGCACGCCGCGGCGCUGGUCACAUGCCUGGAGGCAGGCCAGGCGGUGCUGCUGGAGGGCCCUGCUGCUGUGGGCAAGACGUCGCUUGUGGCGGAGCUAGCUCGGGCGCGCGACAAAAUGGUCUUCCGCGUCAACAACAGCGAGAGCACCAGCAUGCAGGACUACUUGGGCACAUUCCUUCCCAGCUCCGGAGGUGGCGAGGAGGGCGCUGGCAGCAGCUGCACGUUCCGCGAGGGCCCGCUGCUGCAGGCGCUGCGUCAGGGCGCCUGGUUCCUGGCUGACGAGCUGAACCUGGCUCAGGCAGGCGUGCUGAGCCUGCUGGCGCCGCUGCUGGAGGGGCUGGGCUUCGUGCAGGUGCCCGGAACGGACCGCGUGGUGGCAGCAGCGCCGGGCUUCUGCUUCGUGGCCACCCAAAAUGCGGCACGCGGCGGCUAUGCGGGCCGCCAGCCGCUGCCUUCCGCGCUGCGCAGCCGCAUGGUGGAGGUGCAGGUGCCCGACUUUGCGAGGGAGGAGCUGCCCGAGAUCAUCCUGCGGCGCAGCGAGUUGCUGGCGACUACAGCUGGCGGCGUGUGCAACAGGCGCCUGACGCCGGCUGAGGCAUCCCAGCUGGCCGAGCUGUACUUCGCGCUGCGCGACACCCCACAUCGCAUCACCAUGCGUGAGCUGAUCAAGAUCCAGCGCCGCGCAGAGCGGGCUGGUGCGCCGCUCGCCGACGCCGCCGCCAGCCUGUUGACCAGCCGCGUGCCGCACGGCUCCGCCCCCGCGGCGGCACUGCAUACGCUUCUGACGGGUAUUACCGGAUGGCAGGGCCUUGCGGAGAGUCUGCAGCAGCUGUCCUACACGAUGGAGCAGCAGGGCCCGGACGUGGUGCUCAGUGACGGCCUCAUCUCGUUGACCGUGCCGGGCGCAGACCUCAGCCGCAGCUCGCUGAAGGCGGCCAUUGCAGCCGCUGCGCCCACUGCGUCGGCAGGCGGCAGCAGCGGGGCGGUGGUCAGCAGCAUUCCCGCCACCUUCAUGCGGCACCUAGUCCAGCUGGGGCUGGCGGCGGCGUGCGGCGAACCGGUGCUGCUGUCAGGGCCGACCAGCUGCAAGUCGGAGCUGGUGGCGACGUGGUGCGGUAUCACCGGUCGCGGCGAGGAGCUGCUUGUAGAGCAUCUCACUGCAGACACGGAGGCCUCUGACCUCGUGGGACAGCUACAGCCCUUCUCAACCGCCGAGCUCAUCAAGGAGCUACCGGUUGUGGCCCACAACGCGCUGCUGCGCUCCACGGCGCUGCUGUGCCCAUCUGGCAACGGCAGUGGCGAGGUGCGUGACGACCUGGCAGAGCUGCAGCAGCAGAUCAGCCAGCACCUGCGGCCUGCCACCGAGCAGUGCGGGAAGCAGCUGGCCGAGUGGCUGCGCAAGCUGUCGCAGUCGUCGCUUAGCCGCGACCGCGCUCAGCCUGGCAGCAAUACGACUGCAGAUGGCGCAGCGCCGAAGGAGGCCGGGCGCAGCUCGAGCGUUGCUGACUCAUCAGAGAGCCAGAGCACGAGCGGAGCCAGCACUCCCCUGCGGCAGGCCCAUGGUGGCGGCGCAGCUGCUGCCGCCAUGCCUGUGACUCUGCUCACUGCGGAUGCGCUGGCGGCAGCCAAGGCGCGCCUGGCUGCCGAGGCACCCGAGCUGGCGGCGCAGGCGUCUGCCUAUGACAAGGACACAGCAGCCGGCGGCAACGCGGCGCCCAAGUCAGUUAGCAGCUCGGGGCCCGUGUCUCCGCAGCAGGGCGGGGACGGCUGGGUAAAGCUGAGCCACGAGGGCAGCAGCGAUGACGAGGCUGACCUGGACAAGUGGUUUCGCGGGCGCCAGCAGCCGGCAGCGGCAGCGGCGGGUGCUGCUGCGAUUCGCCAGCGCAGGAGUUCAAGCGGCGGCAGUAGCAGCAGUAGCAGCAGCGGCGCCAGCAGCUGGGCGGAGGACGAUGAAGACAGCGGCGUGCAGCGGCGAGUGAAUUUGGAAGACCUGGAAGCAAUGAGCGACGACAGCGACUAUGCUGCGAGUGACGGACAGCCCCAGGCCCCUGGCCAGGGUCAGCCACCAGCGGGGAGCGUAGGCGCUGUACCACCAGGCGGAAGCGACAGCUCCGAGGACGGCCAUGACAGCGACAGCGGCAGUGACAGCGUCAGCCGGAUCAACAGCAACGGCGCAACCGCCGUCAUUGUGGGCGAGGACAGCUCAUCAGAUGACUACGAGCUCCCGACGCCGCCCGAGCGGGACCCGGAGGCGGCUGCCGGCCCGCUACCGCCAGACCCUGCACCAGCUGCGGAUACUGCAGCAGAGCCAGAGACGGCGCCGGCGGCAGCAGGGCCUGUAUCAGACACGGACGCACCCGAAGACCAGCCGUCCGCAGUGCAGAUCCUGGCGAAGCAGCUGGCACAGCUUGACGGCGGGGCCCUGUUCUGCCACAAGGGCCGCCGGAGCCCCCGCGCCGCUGCUGAGCCCUUCAAUGUGCCCAAUGAGCUGCAGCGGGCCGUGGGCGCAGUCCUGGUGCUGUUGCAGCGCGUGGCAGAUGCGCUGCAGCAGCCGGAUGCAGAGCUACUAGGCAUGCUGCGGCGCCUGGAGGCGGCUUGGGAGAUGGUGCAGGGCGCAAUCGCCGCCGCUAACGCAGCAGUCGCAGCGGCGCGCCUCGCCGGCGGCCGCGGUGGUGGCGGCGGCAACAUGGCGGCCACAGUGCUGGCGCGGCCCAUCUUCCUGUUCAAGGACGGCUCGGUGACCAAGGGCGUGCAGUUGGGCCGGCCGCUGCUGCUGGAGGACUAUGACGCGCCCAGCCCGGCCGUCACGGAGCGCAUCAACCCGCUGCUAGAGACGGAGCCCACGCUGACGGUGUCGGAGGACGUGACCGCGGACGCGGGGGGGCGCCCCGUCGCCGUGACGGCCAGCACCCAGGUCUUCGCCACCAUGCACACCAGCAGCGGCGGCGGCAGCCGUGGCGGCAAGAUCAGCCCCGCCACGCGCUCGCGUUUUACAGAGGUGGUGGUGUCGCCGUACGAGGACGCCGAGCUGCGCAUGUUGGUGGAGCGGAGGUUCCACGCCGCCGGGCGCAGCCGAGGCGUGGACGCGGCGCUGGCGGGCCCCGCAGCGGAGAUGAUGUUUGAGGUGCGGCAGGUGAUGAAGGGCAGCCGCUGGGCCCGCCGCGGCAGCGACCUGCGCGCUCUGCUGAGCUGGGCGGAGCUGGCAGCGCAGCUGGUCGGCACGCCGCGCGCCGCCAUGGCGGCUGCUAGCGCGUCCGGCAGCGGCAGAGCCAGAGCUGCCUCCAGGCAGCCGCAGCCUGGCGGCACCAGCUACGAGCUGGCGGUGCUGUGGGCCGCCCGCUUCUCCUACCUAGAGCACCUGACGGACCUGGCUGACGUGGCAGAGGUGCUCAAGGCCUGGUGGGCGCGCAAGCAGCAGGCCCACGCGAUACCCGCGGUUUACAUGGCCGUGGCAGAGCCGCCGCCGCACCUGUCGGACCUGGCGGCGGCGGCGUACGAGAGCCCCGUCCUGCUCACGCGCGACCCGCUCCAGCCCGCGGCGAAGAGGCUGCAGCUGGCCUACACCGGCCUCAGCGUGCCGCUGCCAUGUGCGAGCGAGGAGCCCGUGCCCAGCGGAGCCGUAGCGCCGCCGCAGUCGCAGGAGGAGGUGGCGGCGCGGCUGCGGCUGACGACUACGCCCUCGCUGCUGCUCAACCUGGCCAGCGUUUUUGCGGCGCUGAUGUCUGGCGCGCCGCUCCUCAUGGAGGGGCCGCCCGGCAUUGGCAAGACCGCCAUCAUCGAGCAGGUGGCUUCCCUGGUGGGCAUGCGCUAUGAGCGCAUCAACCUGAGCGCCAGCACCACGCUGCAACAGCUGCUGGGCGGCUUCACGCCGCGGCUGCAGGGUGGCGUGCGCGUGUUCAGCUGGCAGGACGGCAAGCUGCUGCAGGCGCUGCGCCGCGGCGACUGGCUGCUGCUGGAUGAGCUGAACCUGGCCCCGCCAGAGGUGCUGGACGGCGUGGCGCCGCUGCUGCACAGGGACGCCGCGGACUUUGUAGUGCCGGUGACUGGCGAGCGUGUGCCGGUGCCGCCCGGCCUGCGCGUGUUCGCCACCAUCAACCCGGCCUCCAUCGGCGGAGGCCGCAACCAGCUGCCGCGCUCCAUCUCGGGCUUGCUGACGCGCGUGCGGCUGGCGGCGCCCUCCGACUCCGAGCUGAGCGCCAUCACGCUGGCGGUGUUCGCGGGCUGCAUCAGGGGCUGCCUCAUCCGCACCGACCACGUGGACGCGGUGUUCCGGGUGCACCAGGAGGUGGUGAGGGCCAUGGCGGAGCGCAGCCUGGGCCGCGGCGGCGGCGUGCAGCCCUUCAACCUGCGCGACAUCAUCAAGACGCGGGACGUGCUGGUCCGCAUCAUGCGAGAUCAGGAGGCGCACUACGGCUUGCGGCUGGGGGCGCAGGCGCCGCAGCAGCGCAGCAGUGCGGGCGGCGAGAAGGAUGGCAGCUCAGGCGAUGACGACGCUGCCCCAUCAGCAUCCCCUGAUGAGCUGCUGGACGUGGAGGGCGUCAAGACCGCCACGCUGCGCAGGGUGCUCGACAUCGUGUAUGCCUCGGCCUUCCCGGAGCUUGCGGACCAGCAGCACGUGCGGGACCUAAUUGCGCGGCACUUCAGCUACGGCAUGGCCAGCAGCAGUGAGGCGGGGCAGGUGCCAGCCUCCACGACCGGCAACCAGAACGAGGAGCUGCCGGCCAUCGACACCAGCGUGCCAGGCGUUGUGCGCAUGGGCAGCAUCUACAUGGAGCGUGGCGACGAAGCCAGCUCCACGACGCCGCUGGUGCACACACCCGGCACCCUGCAGCGGCUGGAGAUGCUGGCGGCCGCCACCCGCAGCGGCCGCACGGUCUGCCUGGAGGGCGACACCGCCAGCGGCAAGACGUCGCUGGUGGCAGAGCUGGCGCGGCUGGCGGGCAUGCGGCUGCGCAUCGUGCCCAUGACCGCGGAGUCGGAUGUGGCGGACCUCAUCGGUAGCUGGCUGCCUGUGCGUGAGGGAGCGCCCGCGGCCGAAGAUGGCGUGCUUGCGAGCGUAGCGUCUCUGGCGGCUGGGCUGGUGCGGCUGGCGCUAGCGCACGUGCUGCCGGCGCUCACGGCAGCCACUGCAGAUGCCGUUGCCGCUGGAGAGAACCCGGACACGGUCGACAUCACUCGCGUGCAGCAUCUUGCCAGCCUGCGAGAGCAGCUUCUGGGCCCUUUGGGACUGCUCUUGGCAGACGGCAUGGUUGUGGAGGCCCUGGCGGCAGAGCCGGACGAGCAGCCACAGCGGCAGUCGCUGCGGCUUCUAGCAGCGGCCCGCAGCGCCCCAGCAUCACCUGAUGCAGCCGGGCUGCAGCGUGUGCUGAGCUACUGCCACGACUUGCUUGAGGCCGCAAGUGAGGUCCGGCACUGCCCUGAGACGCUACCCAUCGCCAGCAGCCUAGCCACCAGCCUGAGCCGUCUGAGCAAUAAGCUACAUAAGUGCGACCGCUGCGUAGCGGAGCUGCGUCAAGCGGAGACGGGGGUUGAGGCGUCUGCGGCCUCGCCCUCUGGCGGUGGCGGCCGGCGCCAGCACGCGCGCAGCAUGGCGUUUCGCUGGGUGGAUGCGUCACUGGUGCAGGCGCUCAAGAGCGGGGAGUGGGUGCUGCUGGAUAACCUCAACAGCGCGCCGCCGGAGCUGGUGGAGCGACUGAACAGCCUGCUGGAGGACAGCCCCUCGCUCAACGUGUACGAACACGCCGACGGCGAGGUGUUUGCAGCAGCAGCCGGCACCAUCCACCCGCGCUUCCGGCUCUUCGCCACCGUGAACCCGCGGCGGCCGCUGUCGCACAAGCUCUCCAGCGCGCUCUACAACCGCGUCAUCCGCAUCUGCCUAGCGCCGCUGGACGCCGGCCUCACACCCGCCAACGCUGGCAGUCACGAGCUGACGGCGCUGCUGCGCGGCCGCUUCGCCGGUGUGCCGGGCGGCGCGGAGCUGGCGGAGCUGAGCGUGCGCUACCACGCCGCCAUGUUGGGGCUGGUGGGUACGGGAGCGGUGCAGGUACUGCAGGACUUCCGCCUCACGCCGCGCAACCUGCUCCAGGCGGCUGGGCCCGUGGCCGCGCGCUGCACCAGCAUCGGCAGCCCUGUGCCGCCCGCAACUAGCACAAGGUCGGCUCCAGCAGCCAGCGGCGCUGCCCCGCAUGCCAACCCGGUGCAGUCGCUGGUGUUGGGCUUGACGCGCAGCUACACCAGCUCCGUCAGCUGUGUGACGCAGCGCGGCGUGGCGCUGCAGGCAUUGGCGGGCGCCCUGCAGCAUCCGUCGCUGCGAAAGCCGCUGUACGAGGUCCCAACUGCGCCUGCCGCUGACAGUGGCACGGCCUUGGCGCUGGAAGCCGAUGUGCAUCGCGUGUCGGACGCUGUGGCUAAGCUGCAGCAGCGGGCGGCGGCGAUGCUGUGGUCACUGCUUCAGCGGCUGGAGGGCUUGCCGAAUAUGGCGGAGCUUGCUGUCAUGGUGGUUGAAGAAGUGCUCGUGUACACCUAUCCUGGCCAAGCGCCAGAGCUGGAGGUCAUGCUUCGGGACCUGCAGGCGCUCCCAGAAGCACCGGCGGCAUCAGCUGUCAGCGCCAUCAUGCAGCGCUGGCUGCCGGCGGGGGCUUUGGAGGCGCCAGCUGCGUCUCGCCGGGACAGCUCUCAGCUGCAGCACUGGGUUGAGGAGCAGACCAGCAGCCUGCGGCUCCAGGCCGAGUACUGCCAGCGCGAGCUCCAGGACUUCGUGGCGGCGGCAUCGCUGUCAGAUGCGGGCGAGCGCUGCCGCCUAGCGCGGCGUGCAGCGCGCGAGCUGCACCAACUGCAAGCUUGCUGUGCGCACUUGGCCGCGUCAGCCGUCGACGGCCUGGCGGUGGCGGGCUGUGCGGCCGCCAGCGGUGCCAUGCUCCGUUCCACUGACCUGGCAGCGAAGGCGCGCCUACUGCAGAGGGGCUGCACCGCCGCCGCCGAGGCCCUGGCGCUGCCGGCGGGCGUGGGCGAGCUGGCUGUGGCGUACGACACCAUCGCCGGCCGGGUGGAGGAGCAAUAUGUGGCCCUAGUCAAGUCGGUGGGAAUGAUGGAGCACCAGAGCCUCGUCUUUGCGGUCGCCAGCCUGUACAGCAAGCCCAUCUCCACGGUCGCCGGCCUGCUGCCCAAGGUGCUGUGCUCGGUCCUGGCGUGGGUGGCGGAGCAUGACCAGCGCGAGGCGCUGCACCGCAUCGCCGCGAGCCUGCUGCUGCUGGCUGGUGUGUGGACCUGCGAGCUGAUGGUGCCGCAGGGCCUGCGCGCGCCGCAGCAGGGCGCAGUUGGGCCGGCCGUGACGCGCUAUAGCCUUUUCCAGCUCCAGGCCCUGUACAGCGCCAGGGACGUGCUGGAAAAGCGCAGCGAGGGCAAGGCGCGACUCUUGUUGCAGAACAUCCUAAAGGACCGGGCCGUGCUGUGCCACUCGGAGCUGGUCGACGCGCUGUCAGGCCUGAUGGCGCAGCGCCCUGGCGUGCCGCUCUGCGAGCCCUUUCCUACCGCUGGGAGCCUCCUGGCUUCAACUGCUGUCGGCGCCGCCCUGCGUGAGGCGGGCGCCGACUCGCUGCUGGUCCACCGCCCUCUGGCGUUUGCCUGGUUGGCGGCGCUGCUAUGCUCUGCCGGGCCGUGCUGGCCGGCUGGCGCAGUGGUGUACCUGGAGAGCAUCGUGGUCAGCCAGCCUGGCCACCUGCCACCCGCUGCUUCGCUGCUGGAUGGCAGCACGCCCCUGCAGCUGCGUAUCCUGCACCAGCCGGCGGCGCAGCGCCACGCGGAGCAAGAUGGUGUGAAUCUGUUGCUAAUCACCGGAAGCGGUGACGGCGUGGUCGUCUGCCAGCUCGUGACCGUUGGUCACGCUUCGCCGGCUGCGCAGCGCUACUUGGACGCGGCCGUACGACACCUAGCUGCGCAGAACGUGCACGUGCGUGCCCCGGACCCGCUCUGCCUGGACCUUGAAGCUCUUGCCGCUGGUGCUGCUGGGGGCCAACCCGUAGAUGACCAGCAGGCCCAGGACCUGGCAGUCUGCGGCCUGGUGGCGCAGGUGAUGCUGUCCACCUGGUGGCCAGCAGCAGCGAAUGACCGCCAGCGCGGAAGCGCUGCAGGCAGUGGCACCAGCAGCAGCGGCAUUACUGAUGUCGCGGCCGCCGCUGCUCAGCAGCUGUGCGAGCAGGCGCGGGCGCUCUACUCCGGCCUGGUCAGCGGCCUGCGGCAUCUGGCCUUCAAUCCGCGCCUAAAGCUGCUGCAGCGUGUCUCCCAUGCAGCCCUGGGGGACAAGCCGCGAGCUCCGGAGCUGUGCGACGCGGUUUGCCAACAGCUGGACCUGGCCCUAGAUGCCUGGGCCAGUGGCGGGGCGGCGGGGCGCUGCUCAAGGCGGGCGCGCCUGGAGCAGCUCUGCGGCGCCUCACGCAUCUUAUCCAGCCUGGACGCCGUCUGCGCUCUGAGGGGACUGAUGCAGGAGCACGCCGAUGGCGACGCCGCAUUUGCUGCGGCGAGGGGCUUGGCGACGCGCAUGCGGAAGAUGCUGCUGGGCUUUACGCAUGCCGCCGAGGCGGCCGCCAGCCGCGCAGCAGAUGCCCAGCUCGAGUACAAGCACGCAAGCGCCGUCACUCAGGCGGUCAUGUCUGCAUACCAGGCUGUGCUGCGCCGGGGCCUUGUCAUUGAUGCGGCGAACGGGAACAUCCACAGCCGCCUGACAGCACAGCAGCUAGCCGUGUGCGAGCGGCAGCUGCGGGAGGCGGCGAGUGACUUGGGGCUGUCGCAGUCUAGCCAGGACAAUACCUUGGGACUGGCUAGACUGUUUGCCGAGGAGGAGAUGCAGGCGUUGCUGCUGAAUGCCUCACGCGACGGUGCUGAAGCUGGCGCUAGCAUGGGUAGAGCGCCGCGGGGCGGAGCGGGCGAUGGAAUGGAUGACACCGAUGGCAGCAGCGGCGUACAGCGCGCUACGGAUCCUCGCGCACUGCGGCGCCGGCACCUGGAGCAGCGUGUGUCAGACGGCGUGCAUAAGCUGCAAGGCCUGCUGCAGCGGGCGCGGCGGCUGUGCCCCGUCCCCAGCAACCUGCUGGCGGAGGGCCUCAAGCUGCUGUCGGCGCUGCGGGCGGUGGACGCGGGCAAGUGCGACGCGCUGCACCUGGAGGAGCUGCUGUACGGCGUGCCACGCGUGCUGAGCUCGCUGGAGGCGUACGAGGCCAAGCUGCAGGCGGGAGACCCGUUGCUGGGCAAGCUGAGGCCUGUGGCGCGCGCAUUGGAGGCGGAUGAGUUUGCGCUGGACGCGGCGUCCUGGGGCGCGGCGGCAGAACCUGCCACAGAGGCCGAACUUGCCGAUCUGCACACGGCAGCGGUGGCUCUACGCCUCCUGCUGCCGGACAGCGAGGCCGACGCUGCCGCGGCGACAGCCCGCCUUGAGAACUUCCUCGGAGUCCUGGACAGCAGCAUGCGGUCCGCUUGCUGGGAGGAGCUGCUGCAGCUGCUGCGAGAGGCCGCUGCUGACUCCUCAGCUGGAGAGGCGCGCGCAGCUGAGGUGCAUGCCGCGCGGCAGGCCAAGCUGUCGGCGCUGGCCGUCGUACUCAGCAACGAGCUCGGCGUGGAGUUGCAGGCCGUCAGCACACCUGCACACAGAGGAGACCGCACCACGGCAGAUACCAGCGGAGCCAGCAGCUGCACAGAGCCACCGGCGGUGCCUGGGGUGUGCCUGGUGGACAAGGCGCUAGCUGAGUAUGCGGCAUACAGACGCGAGCUGCUGGUGGAGGGGCCAACGCAGCAGCCCGGCACUGCUGCGGGCCCGCUGGCGGCCAAUGACUUCCCGGGUGUGGCGCAGCUGUACUCCGAUGCCUGGGCGGAGGUGGCGCCCGACUCGGACUGGGGCCUGCUGCGCCUGUUCGGCAAGUGCCGGCGGCUGCAGGAGCAUGCAGGCGGCAUCAGCGGCCGCUUGGGCAGCUACUUCAAAGGUCUAGCGGUUCACAUCCUGCCGCCCAGCCUGCAGCCGGCGGACCUGGCGUGCGCCUUCGCGCCUGAACACGUGCGGGGGCUCGUGAACCUUGACAGUGAUGCGGCGGCAGAUGCGCCCGCCUACACGACUGCACAGGCGCAUGCCACUGUCGAGGCGCCGCCGGAGCUCCAGCCGUACCUGCUGCGUGGUACCCCGCUGGACGCGCUCCUGCACGACCUGCCCAGCCUCGCUGUAAAGGCGGUUGCGGCUGGCGGCGCACCGCUGCAGCAGGACGGACCUGCCGCGGUGCUCCGAGGGCAGGUCAAACUGUCAGCGCUGUGGUUGCAGCUGGCACUGGCGGUGGCCGAGGCUCUCGAUACAGGCCGCCUUGCCGGCGGCGUCUGCUUGCGGCUGGAGCAGCUGCAGGGUGAAGUCGAGGAGGUGGCCCAUCUUCAGAAGGACAUUCAGCAGCUUGAGGCCCAGGCCGCGGAUGCACGGCUUGAAUCGGCACAACUGCGCGCAGAACUGGGCAGGGCGAGGGCAGCUGUUGCGGAUGCUCGCACAGACGAGGCGCGCUACCGCCAGCUAGACCUCUUCUGUUAUGGUGGCUCGGCGACCGCAGCAUACGCGCCGCGGUCAGGCUUGGCUGCGGCGGAAAACCGCGUGCUGGUGCUGGAGGGCGACCUUGCGCGCUCGGCCCAGAAUGCAGUCAUGAACCUGGAGCGUGCGGGUGAGCUGCGGCUGCGGCUGCAGCAACAUGAGCAGCAAGUGAAGGAGCGGCAUGUGGCGCGCCUCAACACGUGUUUUUCGGCUCUGAAGGACACUGUCCACCAGCUGUCGCGCAGUGUUCAAGCUGCAUGCGGGCAUCCCGACGGCAAUGGUGCGCCGUCAUCGUCUGCUAUCGCAGCGCAGCUGCUGGCGCUCGACGUAGCACUGGCUGUAACUGGUAGCGACGGCGGCCGCCAGCCUCUGGCGGAGCUUCUGCCAUCGCUCCACGCUGCCUCCGCGGCUGCCGCUCGCCAGCUUGCAGACCUUGGCGCGCUUGUCGAGGCCUCAUUCCCGGCGGCCCUCUCCGCCGGGCGGGCAUUGCUACACGCUGGCAAGCUGUUGGCUGCCGGCACGCUGCACCUGACUAGCAGCAGCGCCGCGCUGCUUAAGGUCAGCGAGCGGGAGGAGGACCUGCAGCCACUGGCCGAAGGCGGCCGCCAGCUGGCGCUGGAGCUUGAGGAGCUGGUGCAGCCGCUGCUGCAGCUGCAGCCGCCUCCAAGCUCUACCGCAGUCGUGCGGGCUGUCAGUGGGCUAUGUGCGCAGCUGGAGAGCGCUUGCAGCGGCGGCGUUGCCGCCACGGUGGCUAGCCUCGUGGCCGCCGCCGAGCAGGGCGUGGGUGCGGACUCAGCAGCCGCUUCCUCACUGCAAGCGGUGCGGUCUUUCCUGGCUCGCCUUACAGUGGUGGCCACCCGCAGCGCCUCCCUCGCCAACCCCAACGACCCAGACCUUGCGGCGCUGUGGUCGGAUGUGAGGCAACGCCUAGCCGCUGCGUGCGGCGGCGACUCCGGUGCGGCGCUGGCGGCAGCCGACCGCCUCACGCUGCAGGCGCACCUGGAGCGCUGCGCGGACGAGCUGCCGUGCAUGCUGGAGGCUCUGCGAUGCGCGCCGCUGGCCGCCGCCUUUGGCUUCGUCGGCAACCCGGUGGCCCUGGCGGAGGCCGCAGAGGGCCACAUGGAGCGGCUGGGCAGCGCCUUCCUGGAGCCCUCCUACCUAGUGCGUCACGUGCACAAGGUGCUCACCAGGCUGGUGGGCUCGCACCUGGAGGCAGCCGAGAUCACGGCCGCCACAGCACCCGUGCGCGCGCAAACCACGCAAUACCAGAGCGACGAUGAUGCGGUGGGCAGCCUCGGCGCUGGCAGCCGCAGCACUACCGCGCAGCGCCUGCUUGCAGUGGUGCGGUCGCUAGAACCCGUGGCGCAUGUCAACGUUGCAGACGGUGGAGACGCAUACCUGGCGGCCGUGUCCUGUUUAGGCUGCGGGACCGUGUACAGCAGCGGCCCGCCAGCGCUGGAGCAGCUUGACCUAAAGCUGAAGACCCUGAUAGAGCAGCUGCUGACAAUGGCGCCGAUGGGCCAGUCAUCCCAGGACGGCGGUGCGGCGCCGCAGCGAGGCCUGGCCUCAGCGGCGGAGCGGAUGAGCUUGCUGCGUACGCUGCUGCUGCAGAGCCUGUUCACGGCGGGCGUGGGCGUCGUGUCCGCCCGCUUCUUCACCAACUCGGAUCGCUGCGUCUCAGAGCACCUGCGGGACCUGGAGCGAGUGGAUGCCCACACGGUGUGGGUCCCCGGUGACAGCGGCAGCAUGGCAGAUGGCGAUGCAGCAACACCUGACGCGUCAGCAGGCGGAGCUGGCGAGACGGCCGGACCUGACGCAGGCCGCUCCUCGCCACUUGCGAGCGACAGCUCUGCCAACCGCAGUCCCAGCCUCAACUGGGCCGUGUUGCAGCUGUGCGGCACGCACCACCUGCCAGCACUGGAGCGCAUCCUGCAGCAGAAGCUGCAGGCGGCCACCAGCGGCAGCGCAUCAACGGUCACUGCCGCUGGGGCAGCGCUGCCUGUGGAGGUCAGCGCGGCGCUGCUGCAGUGGGAGACGCACCAAUCGCUGCUCUAUCACGGCCUGCAGGGCGCCGGCGAGCUGCUGCACGCGUUAUACGCCUACUGCCCGGACGCGCUACGCGUGUCGCACUUGGUGUCCGAGUACAUGCAGUACUGUGAGGCCGGGCUGCAGCUGAUGUAUUCGCCGCUGUCAGCCAUCGGCCAGGCGCGAGGAGCGCCAAGCGGUGGCGCCGCGACGCUUAGCUCCGGGCAGCAGCUGCUGCUGUCGCAGCUCCUGGCCCUUGAGGAGUGGAGCUUCGGCCAAGUCGGGCGCCUGUUGUGGCAGCAGCUGCUAGAGGUCAACGCAACCGCCGGCAAGCUGGCGGAGCAGCAGCUGCUGGCGCUGGAGCAGCACACUUCGGCAUUGCUCGAUGAGUGGCAGGCCGCUGGCAGAAAGCUUGUGGAGGAGCGGCACGAUGGCCGCAUGGCUACCAUCAGGCGGGCCAGGGAGGAGGCUGAGGCGCUGCAGCGCGCCUACAUAGAGCGCCAGCAACAGGCCGUGGGGGACCUGGCGCUCCUGCUACAGACGAUCCGGCUGGCGGCCGAGCUGACGGCGGCGGGGCUGCAGCAGCUCUACAUCGCAGCAGUGCAUCGCACUCUCUCUCGCUGCGGGGUUAUGCAGCUGUCACAACAGCUCUCGUACAUUGCCGCGCAGCUCCAGGGCAUGUAUGUACCGCUGCACGAAGUCUGGACAGUUCGUACGCCUUCCCGGCCCAGUGACGGUGAGGACCCAUCGGUUGGAGACACGGCGGCGCUUGCAUGCGUGCCAGUCCAACAGCGUUUCUUCAAGCGGUACCCAAGGCACGUCACCUUGACCAGCUCUUCAUUGCCGGUGCUGGCGGGAGCGGACGCUGUCGACCUGGAGCGAGUGGUCAGUGUGGAGCUCAGUGUUCAGGGCGGCGUGCUGCUGGGCCAAAGCGAGUUCAAUGUUCCGCGGGCCUCCAAGCCGCUAUGGCUCAGCGUGGAUGCUGAGGUGCACGACCCCGACGCGUUCGCUGUUGAGUGCACAUUAUGGUGCAAACCAGCGCCUCUUACAGCGGCGGCCACGGCGCCGGAGUCAGGGUGGCUAGGAGUAAGGAUAGUCAGGAGGGUGGUCAGGAAAGUGGUCACAACAGUGGCUUCGUACGCCCAGGCAGUUAUGGGUUUCGAGGAAUAUGUGGCUGUGCCACCGCAGCAGCCGUUGACGCUUCACGACAUGCUAGACGGAGGUGGCCCCAGCAACAGCGGCAGUGAGCCGGGCCUGAGGCUGUUGUGCGCGGGCGGCUCGUGGAUGGCGCUGGACGUGCGGCCCAGCAUGGAGGACUACUGCUGGGCACCCGACCUGCAAGCUGACGCAGCCACAGCGGCUGACGCGUUCCGGCCUUCUGCAGAAGCGCUUCAAGCGCUGAGAGACGACGAGCCGCUGGGAGAGUUCGUGGCAUCAGAGCGCACAGACAGCAGCGGCGCAUGGAUGCCCGGCGAGUGGCGCCUUCCUCUGAUCAGCGGCCUCAACAAGAUGCUCAUGGACACAGAAAAGCAGGCAUUGUCGGUUAGAGGCGCUCUGCGUGAGCAACCGCCACCUUCCACUGAACUGGCGAGCGCACAUCUGGACGCUGAGAAGGUCAAGGACGAGGACGCGAUGCGCAGCAACCGCCACUUCAAUUUGCUGCAGCGGCACCAGGCGGCGCUGAGGAAGGAGGUUGAGGCGCUGCGCACCCUCCGUGUGGCAUUUUUUUCCGCGCUGGCGCUCACACCGCCUACGGCCACGGCCGGCGCGGGCGCAGGCGCGGAGCCCAGUCUGCUAGAUGUGUGGCUCAGCUGCAAGCACCUGCUACAGCAGCUGAUGAAGAGUGACCACACGGAAGGCUUCCGGCGCCUGACCGCCCUAGCGCAGGAGGCGGCUGCAAUGCCGCCGCUGGAGCGUUACUCGCCCACCCAGCCGCAGCCGCUCAGCCGCUGCGGCUCGCCUGCCAUGGCAGACGUCUUUGAAAGGGUACGCGCCGGCUUCGUGCACAACGCUGUUGCGGGAGCUUUGGCCACGCCACCUUUGGUGCACCGCCUGAUGAGCCUGGCGGUGUGCGCGCUGGCGGCCACCGCGCGCUCAGAGCGGGAGCUGGGCGCGGCACAGGAGCAGCUACAGCUUGCGGAGAAGGUCCUGGAAAGCCUGGCAGCCGGCCUGACCCACAGCUCCAGCAGCAUGCUGCAGGUCAGGCAGACGUCCUAUAUCGUGGCUGUCGCCAAGGAGAUCCUGAAGCGCAAGCUGGCGGCGCUGGCGAGCUUACGCAGGAGCCGUGAGCUGCUGAGCCGCGAGCUGCGGCCCGCUGCUCAGCCUGCAGUGGUGCUGGCGGCGCUGCGCAAGGCGGUGCGCGGGGCGGAGGAGCUGACGCUGCAGCUGCUGGCGGACAACAGCGGCGGUGGCGGGCUGUUCUGGGCGGGCGGCGGCGCCGAGCCGGCACUACUGGACUUCGGGGACGUGCUUCUGCGAAGUGGCAAGUCACUGCCCGUCCGCAUCAUCAACAGCAGCGACCGGAACGUAGAGCUGCGAGUGCUGUUGCUUGGGGGCGCUGCCGGAGAGAGCAGCGCCGCGGCGGCUAGCGGCGAGUCCGGGGCGGCCUUCCGGGUCGUGCCAGACCGCGUGCACCUGUCCGCGCAACGGGCUGCCGUCAUCAACUUUGCCAUCGACAGUAGCUGCGCGGCGGCGGCGGUGCCGGGUGUGCUGAGCGCCGCCUUCCAGCUGUUCAGUCCACUGGUGGGCGAGGCGCUGGUGCUGCGGUGCCGCGUGCGGCUGCAGGAGCUGGCGGUGGCGCUGGCGCCCAGCGAGGCCCUGGGCUUUGGCGUGUUGACCACCCGCACGCAGCGCAGCGCGAAGGUCGCUGUGACUAACCAGACCGGUGUGCCACUGCGGGUCAAGGCGGAUGUGGUCGGAAGCCCAGCAGUUCCGGAGGCAGCGGAGGCGGCCCGCGCCACCAGCGGUCCCAGCGCGCGCAUCAGCAGCAGCUGCGAUGUGCUCCCGCCCUAUGCAACGGAGACCCUGGAGGUGACGCUGGAGGCGGGCGCUGCAGACGUGUCAUCGCUCUCCUGCUUCGCGCUGGCUUUGGCGGUCAACUCCAGUGCGCGGCAGUAUCACCUGCCGCUCGCGGGCAGUGUGGUGCAGCCGCGCUACCAGCUGGAGUGGCUGGACGCGCGGCAGGACGGCGCCGUGACUGCCACACCGUUGCGUGCCGGCAGCUGUGUAACAGGGCCCGCCAUUCAGCCCGGGGAGCAGCACGAUCUGCGGCUGGCGCUGCGCAACACCGGUAGCGUGCCAUUCAGCUUCUGCCUCAGCUCAGGCGGCGCGCAGCUGCAGGUCAGGUCGGCAGCGUCUGGAGCUGCGCCCGCUUGCUCUCAUGGUGGCGGUCAAGCCAGCACAGCCCCAGCCGGCAGCAGCUACAGCGCCCAGGUGCUGGCCGGGGGCUGCGCGCAGCUCGAGCUCGUGUGCAUGGGCCCCGCCGAGGCCGCCCGCCCCCGCGCCUCACAGCAGCGUGUGGAGUGUGCGCUCACCGUGUCAGGCCUGGAGCCCGUAACCUUCGCGGUGGAAUGGCUCGUGGCGGUGGGACAGCUCCGCCUGUCGCCCGGUGCCCUGGGCGCGCCGGUGAGCUUUGCCCUGAGCCCCGCGAACAAGGCGCAGCUGGAUGCCUGCUACGAGGGCGGCGUGUUCAUAGGCAUUCCGGCCGUGCUGCGCGCCCAGAACACUGGCCAGGUGCCGGUCCGGCUGCUGGGCUUGGACAGCGGCGACCGCGUGGAGUGCGUCAGCCCUGCGCUGCCGCUGACGCUGCAGCCGGGUGCCGCGGAGCAGGACGUCAAGCUGCGGCUGCGGCGGUCGGCGGUGCUAGACAUCAUCCGGCGCAUGGGCUCCGGCGAUCCCGGCACCUCGUUUGACCUGGUUGUGCUCACCAGCAUUCGCGGCAAGCUUGCGCUGCGGUGCCAGGUGGCCAUUGCGAUGCCGCGCCUGCAGCCACAGCCAGACCACCACAGCGUGUCGCUGCGCCCUGGCGACCGUAAGCCGCUGUCGGUGGUGGUGAGCAACCGCGGCACGGCGCCGGCCGUGUUCUUCAUCUGGGCGCAAGAGCCCCCGCAGCAAGGCCAACAGGCUCAGCAGUCGCAGGCCGGAGGGACGCCCGCGGCAGCUGCUCAGUCGGGCGGCAGCGGGCCGUUAUCGCUGGUGCUGAAGCGAGGGAAGCAGGUGGUGCUGGCGCCGGACAGUAGUAUGGACGUGCUACCGGUCAAGUUCGAGGUGCACCCCAACCGCGACGUUUCCUUUGAACUGACGGUGUCGAUUGCAGAGGACGCUGUGCCCGGCACCAUCGAGCUUUAUGUGCAGGUCCAGAGCUGCGAUGAAGUCCAGUUUGCCUCGCGGACGGAAGGCAGGUGCAUUACCAUCCCGGUGCGCGUGGAGGUCGCCGCUCAGGGCGCUGCGAAGGACGCCAAGAAGUCCAAGGCAGAACCGCAGAAGCAGUCUGCAGGCGCCACGGCCCAAGCCAGGGACACGACGGGCGCAGCGGCACCCCCUGCGCUGCCCCUGUCGCUGCUGCCGCUGGAGGUGCUGGUCACAGCUGCAGAGAACAGCCCCGGUGACUGCGCCAGCCUUGUGGACAUAGUGCUGCCUGCUGUGGUGGUGGUCGGCUGCGGUACGCAGGCUGCGGAUCCCUGUCUAUACGAGGCGCUCCAGGGGGGCUUCCGCGGCUGCGGCGACGUGUGGGAGAACACUGCCAAGACGGCAGUGGAGCUGUGCGGCUGGACGGUGGGGACGCCCCUGAUCGAGGCCGAGCAGCGCAAAGGCAGCGCUGCAGUAGUCGAUCACAUCAAGUCCCUGCUGUCUAGCCAGAAGCACGCUGGUGACAUUGCGGCAGCUCUACGCAGCCGUGGUGGCGACGGCACACUCAGCGGGCCGCAGCUUGCGCUACUGGGCGCGGUGGAGCGGCUGUAUGCGAGCACGCAGCUGCAGGACGGCCUGCAGGUGUCCGCAGCCCUCCUGGUGGAGCAGGCGCCGGCGCUGGGGCUCCAGUGCGGCGACGAGCUUGCCAUGGCUGUCAGUGGCCUCGCCAGCCGCCAGCCGGCGCCGCACUUCAGCUGGCGUGCGGUGUCGGACGCAGCCAAGGAGGCGCUGCAGCGCUGUGGCGUGGAGCUGGCCGCGCCAGAGGCAGUGCUGCUGGCGACGCUGCGGGCGGCCGAAACGCUUGUGGCAGCCGCUGCCGGUUGCACAGCGGCUGCCGGUGGCACUGCGCGGUGCGGCGCUGCCGCGGCUGCCGUUCCCGAACCCGUGGUCGGGCAUGACGGUCUGAUGGCGGCUGCACGGGAGCUGGCGGCGGCGCUCCCGGCUGGGCCAGCUGUGGAUGUCCUGGGCGUGCUGCUGGAGCUGGCCGGAAGCAGCAGCACAAGCGGUAGCAACGGAAGUACGGACGGCAGCGGAGGCGCUUCGGACGGCGGCAGCAGCUCCCUGAGUGGCAGUAGCUCCGGCGGCGGCGGCAGCUCCGGUGGUGACAGCAGCAGUGAGGAUGGCGGAGAGAGCCAGGAGCUUCCGGAGCAGGUCAGGAAGCUGCUGCCCACCGCUCUGUGCGAGAAUGCAGAGCUGUUGGCCACCUCGCAGGACGCACAGGUCGUACUUGCGUCUGCCCUUGAAGUGGUGCUGCGCUAUGCCACCUGCGCCUCCCCGCUGGCCAAGCCCGAAAGCACGGGCGAUGUCACCAACGCGGCAGCAGCAGCCAUAGCGGCCGCCGGCGCCGCGCUAACAGGGCUGCACAGUGUGGGCCGCACACGGAAGCAGGAGGCAGCGGGGGAACUGCUGCUGAACCUGGCUACCAGUCUCUGCGGCACUUCGUCAAAGGCAGCGGCUGCCAAGCUUGUGUCGUCUGCUGUGGUGCAGCUGGUGUGCCCCAUCAUUGGAUCGCACCUACAACAGCUCCUGGCCCCCAACGCCAAGCCUGCCGACAUGGUCUUGGGCGCCGCAGCCGCGGUUGGCACAGCUGCACUGGACGGCGCAACAGCUUACGUCUCAGCCAGCGAGCCUCAAGCGCGGCUGCACAAGACCUUCAUCGACAUGCAGAAGCGGCUCGGGACGUUUGUGAUGUCGGAGCACUUCAAGGACGCGGAGCUCUGGUCAAUCGAUACGAAGCGUGUUGGGGCAGUGUUGGCCCUAUCAAAGAGCUUCAGCUUCGCCAGCAGCAAAGAGACGUUGAAGGCGAUGCGAGUUUUUAUGAAGGCGGCUCACACUGGUAACCGGCAGCGCGCCAUCAAGGCGGCCACCGCGGCUGUGUGCGGCGUGGCUGGGGAAAUGCUGAAGGAGGAGGCGGUGAAGGGCCUGGGCGUCCUGCUGAUGGACCUUGCGGCUCUGGCUGAGGCCGGUCCGUCCUUCCGGGCUGAGGACCUGCUGGCAAAAUGCGCCGAGCUUGCGGCUUGCCUGCCAGCCACCUCACAAGCAGCCGGCGGCUUCAGCCGGCAGCUGGCUGGCCGCGUGCGUGAGUCGUGGUUGGCCUACGUGCGGCAGCCUAGCGACAAGACAGCGCUGGCUGCGGCUCGAGCCGCCGCAGAGCUGGCCGGCAACGAGCCUGGCGCCCUGGCGAUGCAGGCCGUGGCGGAACUCCGCGAGUUGCGUAUCACGCGACCGGCCCUGACCGACGCGCUGAGGCACACGGCGCCGGAGCACCUCACCAAGCCGCUACUGGACGCCCUCGCAGAGCUGCGCAGCCUGCGGCUCGGGCCCUCGCCGGUAGCGAGUGGCGGCGGGGCGGAAAGCGCGAGCAGCAGCGGCGGUAGCACGGGAUGCGGUAGCCUUGUCAACCUGUCGCCGCUGUCCGCCUUCAUUGCUGCCACAAUCGCGGCUGGUGCGAGCCAGGUCACGCCGGCUCAUGCCGCGGCUGUGGGCAGCAUCUGCAGCAUGCUGGCCGGAGCGCAGGAGGCGGCGAGGCUGCAGGCGCAGGCCGGACAGCAAGCCACAUGCGACCUCCUCACACGCUGCCGGGACACACUGGCUCGCAUCACCGCUGCAGUCGAGGCCGGUGCAGGCUCGGCGGCUGCUACUGCCACGGCUACCCCUGCAGCUACAGCCACGCAGACACCAGCUCACCCGGCGAGUACCAUCAGCGCCACCACCAGUCAGCUGCUGCAGCACCUGGCGGCCAGCCUGGCCAUGGCCGACCACAGCCGUGCGCCCGAGCACCUGCGGCGGCUCGCGUUGACCUCGGUGCUGGUGACCUGCUUCAAGGCGGCAGCUGAGAGCAGCCGCAAGGGCGCAGACUCAGCGGCGGCCUCUGACGCUGCAGAGGCGGGCCAACCGCAAGCAGCGGUUUUGGAGGAACAGCUCGAGAAGCAGCAGCAUGCGGAGGAGGGGGCUGCUGCUGGGGCAGUUGGGUCGUCUAGUGACUUGGGCACCGGGGCACAGGCCAGAGGAGGAGCUGCAGACGGCGCACAGAAGGGUGCCGCGAGUAGCGGCGGCAGUGGUGGCAACGUUGCAGAGGAUGGAGGCGGCAUUGCCAGCAGCGCAGCUAACGGCGAUGCGAGUGGCGAGGCGGACGCCGCCGCCCGAGAUGCACGUGGCAGUGCGAGUGGCUUGGCAUUCACUGCUGGCAGCGAGGACGGAGGGGCCGGGGGCAUGGCCGCAGUUGACGCGGGCAGUGGUGGGGCACCUGGUGGGGGCGUAUUGGGCGCGAGUGCAGGCAGCGGCGUGGAGGCCAGUGCGGAAGGCACGACAGGCACCGAGGACGGAGGUGCCAACGCAAGCAGUGCAGCUUGCGGUGAUGGCAGCGGGGAGGAGGACGCCGCCCAAAACGCAGAUGGCACCGCUAGUAGCUCAGCUGUCACCGCUGGUGGCAGGGACGGUGAGGCCGGAGGCAUGGCUGCAUGCGCUGCAGGCAGCGGUGGGGCAACUGGCGCGGACAUGCUGGGCACAAGCGGUCUGGGCGCCAGCGCGCAAAGCAGUGCCGUCAUCGCAGCCACCGAUGGCAGUCUAGCGGGCAGCGUGGCGGCUGACAGUAGUGCCGCCGGCACCACUGAAGCUGGCAUGGCCGCCAUUGCUGCAGCAGCAACUAGCUGCCAGGCGGCGGCUCCUGUUGCAGACGUAUGUGAAGCCUCGUCAGGGGCCAGCACUCCACGGUCUCGCAGCACCGAUUCAGCCGCCAAGUCGGUUGUACCUGCCGACACAACCGGCGCCGCCUCAGAUGCGGACCUGCCUGGAGGUCCAACAGGCCCCGCCUCUACAUCAGUGCACCUGACCAGCAGCGCCGCUGACAGUGAGGCAGACAUCACGGACGAUGACGCGGGCGCCGGCAGCAGCACCUCGCACAGUGGCGAUAGCGGCCCCACGGCGCCAGCAGUCAGCCCAUCGCGACUGCACAAGCGCGGCAAGGCGGGCGCGGCUGCCGCUGCCGCGCAGCUGCCAGGCGCCGAGCGCCUGCGGGCUGACCUGCAGGCCACCCUGCAGGGCUCCGGCCCGCUGUUGGUCCGGCUGCGACAGCAGCUGCAGGCGCAUCUGGAGGCCGGCGCCUUCGCUGGCGCGGCCGCAGCAGGGGCAGGCGCAGCAGCUAGGGAGACAGCGGCGAACGACGGAGCCGCCGGCGGCCAAGAGGGCGACGAUGCAGCCGAGCGGCACGUGAGCCUGGCGGCGGUCGUAUCUGAGCUGCGCGCCACAUGCAACCGCCUCGGCGGCGCCUACCACGGCGCGGUGCGGCUAGCGCAGGGCGGCGCGGCGCACCUGGUGGGCCAAGACGCGGCACAGGAGCUGGUGCAGCAGAUGUGCGCGGCGGUUGCCGCGGUGCAGGCUCUGCGGCUGCUGGCCGGGCCCGCCAUGCGUGCGGCGGUGGAGUGGGCGCUGGCGGAGGAGGACGGCGCGCUGCGGCGGGCGCUGGGGCAGCUGCUGCCGCACCUGGAGCCGGGCGUGCAGCGCGAGCUCCGGGCCACACUGGGCAUCAAGGCCGCCCGUGACGCGGACGGGCCUGACGACUUCGAGGCAGCCUUUGAGGAGGCCGGCAGCAGCGGCGCGGGUGCCGGCGGCGCCGGGCGCCACGCCGUGUCUGACUACUUCUCAGGCCGGGGCGAUCUGGAGCUGCUGGCGGCGCUGCGGGGUCGGGACGAGGGCGGCGGUGGAGUAGGAGGCGCAGCAGCUGGCGAGGAGGCGGGUGCAGGCGGCGACCCCACGGCGGCGAUGCUCGCCGAGCUGAUGGAGCGUGAGGCGGCGGCGGCCGAGGAGCGGUCCGGCCGGGUGGCCGAUGAGGAGCUGGAGCUGCUGGACCGUGAGAUCAUCUUUGAGGAGUUCCUGGGCGAUGAUGGGGACGGCGCGGCGAAGUCGGCUGUCCGAGGCGGUGGCACCGGCAACACGCCCAACCGCGACCGCCGCCGCGGCCUAGGCUCCACCGCCGACGUCAUCCGGGCCGCCCUGCGCGGUCAGCGAGGGCGCCAGGGCCGGCAAGCAGGCGGCGACCACAUGGCGGGCGGCAGCCUGUUUGACGCCGCCACCGCCUCCUUCGAGGUGUCUGCUGGCCCCAGCCCCGAGGACUUGCAGCUGCAGAGCAUCGCCGCCAGCGUGCGCCUGGACCCGCGCGUGCGGGAGCAGCACCUGCGCAACUGCAAUAUCGCCGAGCUGUACGCCAAGACCGGCACCGGUCACCGCCAGGAGCUGCGGCCCGAGGACCUGGCUGCGGCGGGCCGCGCGCCCGACCUGUCGGCCGUGGACGCGGCGGCGGCGGCGGCGGGCGGGCAGCGGCUGACGUACCAGCGGCUGGUGGAGGCGCCCAGCCUAGUGCGCGCAGUGGACAUGGUGGUGCAGGCGCUCCGCCAGCACCAGCAGCACCUCUACUCGCGCGUGCUGCCCGGCUGCGAGCCGCCCCGCUUCGAGUUCUGCCUGCUGCUGGACAACAGCGGCAGCAUGGUGACCAAGUCGCACGGCACCAAGCUCGCCACGGCGCUGGUGAUGGAGGUGCUGCGCCGGCUAGAGGCGAGGUUCGCGGUUGUCAGCUUCGGGCGCAAGCAACGGGUGCUCAAGUCCCUGGACUCGGCGUUUGACGCGGCGGUGGGGCAGUUCGUGCUGGAGUCGUUCACGUACGACGAGGGCACCUACCCCGCCACCGCCUGUGACUACGUGGCGCAGACGGUGUUCAAGGACGCCGUGCCGCCCGAGCGCCGCGCCGCCCACCGCCGCACCAUCCUCAUGGUGCUGGACGGCCUGACCAAGGAGGAGGUGCCCGAGGACUACAAGUCCGCGCUGCAGCCGGGAGGAAUCGACCUGCUGGUCCUCAACAUCAAGGACAAGAGCCAGGAGGCGCUCAUGCCGCGCAUCACCAGCCUGCUGCGCGACAUCGCCGCCGAGCACGAGGUGGUGGAGGCGGAGCACGCGGAUGCGCAGCUGCCGGCGCGCGUGGCGCAGCUGCUGUCGCGCCACUUUGCACGCAUGGUGCGGGACAUGUCCUCGGGCGUUCCCGCGCCCUCGGCCACAACUGCGCCCUCAGCAGCCGUAACAGGCGGGGAAAGUGGGACCGGCAGUCGUGCGACUCCGCCAUCGUUGCUCCUCUCCACGGCCCUGGCGGACGGUGGCUCAGGCAACCCUUCCAGCAGCAGCGGCGGACCUCCGCGCUUCACCCCCAUCCGCGAGUUCGUGGGCACCAUCACGCGGCAGAGCCUGGCCGCAGCCAACCUGAACCUGCCAAAGCAGCUCUUCACCGUCAGCCCGCCCGCGGCACCCAUCCCCUUCCUGCGUGACCUGGAGGCUGCAAUGUCGGCUGGUGCAGCUGGCGGCAGCUACGGUGGCGAGCAGGAGGAGCAGCGGCAGCAGGCGCUAGCGGAGGCGGUGCAGCGGCUGGCGAGCCAGGACCUGCCGGAGCAGCUGGCGGCGGUGCGGCAGCGGCUACCGGACGUGGCGGCGGCGGCAGCGGCGGAGUGGGAGGAGGCGGCGCGGCGGCUGGAGCCGCAGGUGGCGCGCAUGGGCGAGGUGCUGAUGGGCACCGUCAUGCCGCCCAACAAGGCCAACCGCCGCCGCGCCGCCCUGCGCGGCGCCAGCCUGCACAUCGGCGGCCUCAUUAAGGCGGUCGCCACCGACUGGAACUACAAGAAGAUCUUUUCUGAGCGCUGCCUGGGCAGCAAGCGCGAGUACGCGGUGGCCAUCGCGGUGGACGUGUCGCUGUCCAUGCACGGCCCGCUGGCGGCGUGCGCCAUGGAGGCGCUGGUCACGCUGGUGGCGGCGCUGACGCAGCAGCUGGGGCGCGAGGACUUUGCGCUGCUGGCGUUCGGCAAGGAUGUGCGCCUGGUCAAGCCCGCGGCCGAGCCCUGGGACGGCGCCGCCGCCUUCGCGCUGCUGUCGCAGAUGCGCUUUGACGUGGAGGCGGCGACGCAGGACGCAGCCGCCGUGGACGUGGCGGCGGCGCUGCUGCGCGCGCAGGCUCCGCGCGGCGCGCCCAAGCGGCUGUUCGUGUUGACGGACGGGUACGGCAGCACGGGCACGCAGCUGGCGGCGGCGCUGGCGCGUGCGGAGGAGGCUGGCGUGGAGGUGGUGGGGCUGGCGGUGGGGCUGGAGCGCAGCCACGUGCCGCGCUGCUACUCGCGCUGGGUGCACGCCGCGCUGCCCAGCGAGCUGCCGGAUGCGCUGGAAGCCCUGUACACCAGUGACGAGGCCGCGGCGGGGGCGGGGGCGGGCGGUGAGCAUGGCGAGGAGGGAGACGGCAGUGCGGCAGCAGACGCCGCGGCGGCGGAGUGGGCGGACUAUAGCGCUCUGCUGGCGGGCGGCGAGGACAACGUGGACGCCAUUCUAUCGGAGCAGCAGCGCGUCUUCGGCUCCAUCCUCGACAAGCUUGGCGGUGACAAGGAGCUGAAGCUGCAGCACAACAGCCCGGACGCCAUGUCCUUGGACAUCGCCUUUGUGGUGGACGCCACCGGCUCCAUGUCGGCCUGGCUGGAGGCGGUCAAGGCCAACAUCCGCUCCAUCGCCGCCGACGUGGCGCCGCGCAUCGCGCGCCAGUACCCGGAGCUCAAGCUGGCGCUGCGGCUGGCGCUGCUGGCGUACCGUGACGUGGGCGAGGCGGCGGCGGGGCAGCAGUUCCAGCAGCUGGACUUCACGGAAGACGCCGCGGCGCUGCAGGCGCAGUUGGCGGGUGUGCGCGCGUUUGGCGGCGGUGACGGGCCCGAGGACGUGCUGGGGGCUCUGGACCGCGCCGCCACGCAGCUGAGCUGGGCGUCCAAGGCGCGAUUCAUCGUGCUCAUCGCGGACGCACCCGCGCACGGCCGCGAGUGCAACGACGACCCCGGCGACGCCUACCCCAACGGCGUGCCGGGCGGGCCCAGCCUGGCGCAGGUGAUGGACAAGCUCAAGGACGAGCGGCGCCCCAUUGACCUCAUGCUGUGUAAGGUUCGUAACCACGCGCUGACCAAGAUGGAGGCGGCGAUGCGCAAGCACUACGACAGCCGCCGCGCCAACCGGUCGCUGCGCUCGGUGCAGCUGUUUGACGACAGCAAGAUGCCGGCCACGCGCUUCCACCUGGUGUUCUGCCUGGACGAGAGCGGCAGCAUGGCGGGCAGCAAGUGGGCGGACGUGCUUAGCGCCUACAACCAGAUGCUGGGCCGCCGCCGCGCGGACCAGGGCCUGGGCGACCUGGUCACCGUGGUCACCUUUAGUGACUAUGCACAGACACAGUGCGCCCUCAUGCCCAUCGACAACGCCCCGUCCAGCUUCUCAUUCAGCGGCCGCGGCACAAACUUUGCGCCCGCGCUGCACGCCGCCGAGUCUGCCAUGCAGCGCCAGCCGGCCGACUGCGUGCCGCUGCUGCUGUUCCUCAGUGACGGGGCGAACGCCGACCCCGGGCCCACGGACGCCGCCAUGGCACGCAUUGUGGCCGCCUACGGUGGCCGCACCAACCUGCAGGUGCACACCAUCGGCUUCCAGGCGGGCGGCGGCGAGGCCAUGCUGCGGCACAUGGCGGCGGCGGCGCCCGGCGGCCGCUUCCACUCGUGCCAGAGCGGUGUGGACCUGGCCAGUGCCUUCACCAGCAUCGCGGCGGGCUGCUCGGCGGUGGACGGGCUGGUGCAGCGCUUCGCAGAGAUCCUGUCGGAGCAGAUCUCAAUCAAGAUCAUGCACGACUACCUGUGAGCGGCUGUUCAUUGGUAGAGGGCAUGAGGUAGCGAAUGAGCAGGGAGGAGGAGGAGGAGGUGGCAGCAAAGCGGAGGCGGGAUAGGGAUCAUGCACAACUACCUGUGAGCUGUCAGCUGCUGAUGAGGGUGGGAGGGAGCACGGAUGAGGGCGGGUGCGUGGGGACAGAGGCCUAAGUUUCUACAUGCAUGGCUUAGCAUAGCGUAGCAAGUAGCAACCAAUUGGCAGUCGGGACAGCGGCGGGGCACGUACGCCACGCACGUACGCUGAGGCACGUACGCCUGGCACAGGAUGGGUCGUGGCGUUGGACGAGUGGAUGCAUACAUGGCAUAAGUUUCCAGUUGCAUAGCAUGCGGUAGUGCCGUAUGCUCACAUGAAGCUAUCAUGUGGAGCGUUGUGUGCGCAUUUGACGUUUGCUUGGAGUAACAAAGGCAUGGCGCCGUCUCCAGGGCCAUGGAGCUUUGUGUACAAUAUUCAGGUGGCCGUCGGGCUGCCAGGCGUCGUCAGGCCGCCCACUGUUCGCAAUGAAAGCGGCGCGUUGCAUGUUGAGAAGGUAGCGCAUGAACGCAGGAGGGCGAGAGUACCUGCAGUUGCGCAAGAAGUUGUCCAUUCAGAGCAUGCUGAUUGUUCACGUGUUGUAAGAACAGUAAGAACAAGGAGGACGCAGGUACGGUAUGGUUGAUUGCAGGAGGCAUAGAUGGCGCAUGAGCGUCCUGGCAAGCCUCUUGGGGAAUAAUUGGAAUUGAGUAAAACCGGAGGUCGUGGGCGCAGUUUGCGUGAAUGCAUGCGCCCGUGCGGAAUAAGUUUGUGGCAGGGUUGUCGUUUGCCAUGGCGUGCUGUGCCCUUCCAGACCCAGGAAACGGCGUUGCUCUCUCUUAUGCACCCCAAGUAGUUGCACGUCACGCAAUGGCGGAGCCCGAUGUGAAUAAAGUCCGCAGCAAGUUGUAACGCCCAGCCCGC